AUGGGGGGUGUUCUCAGAAUCGCUGGUUUGGUGUGGGCGGAGGCAGUGAUGGAAGGCGUGCUUUUCAUCAUGCAAACUUAUUUCACAAGUGUUUGGAAACUGAGCUUCACGAAUGCAGCUACAAUUUUGAAUAUAUGGGGUGGACUCUACAGGAUUCUUCCAAUUUUCUUUCUCUUCAUUGCUGAAACUCUUCUUGGAAAUUUUGCCAUUCUUGCACUUUCCACCAUAUUCAGCACUGCGGGUUUGGUCCUUAUAACAGUGGCAACAACGCCAAUGUUUGGGCAAACAGUUUCAGGUGAAGGAUGCCAAAACAAGGGAUGUGUUGGGCAUACAGAAAAACUUCUCUUUAUAACGGGUAUGGUGUUAAUAGGUCUCGGGAGGGCUGCUCGCUUUGCCUCCACUGAACCAUUCAUCGACGAUCAGAUUCAGAUGACUAGCGAUGACCAACAUCUGCCCAACAAUAUCGAUCAUACCACUAACCAUGCGGAAGAUCAGCCCAACAAUAGCGAAGAAGAUCAAAACAACGACCAAAAACAGUUAACUUGGUGGCGGAAAACAUCAAGUUGCACGAUUUUGGCAACCAUAUUUUUCUGGAUGGGUGCCUACACGUACAAGAAACCCAUACCGAAAGCAGAGAGAAGCCCAAUAACUAAUUUUGCCAGAGUGAUAGUAGCCGCUGCUUUCAAGUUUACCCAAUCCUUCCCCAGAGAUGAUGAUACCCGGCUUCACCGCGUAGAUGGCGAGGAAUUUCAGUCACUAUCCCAUACUUAUAUAUUCUCGGUAUUUGUUUCAUUUGCCAAUAACAGACGUAUGUGCAGGUUUCUGCAUAAGGCAGCCAUAGUGAUGCCCGGUGAUAGAAUAGGAUCAUGGAAACUUUGCUCGGUUUCAGAAGUUGAAUUCGCGAAAGCUCUGAUCCGUCUCGUGCCUUUAUUGAGCUGCUUCAUCAUGUGCGGCGUCGUGUACUCAACUGGUAACACGUACUUCAUAGAACAAGCGAGUCAUAUGAAGUUCAAUAUAGGAAAGUGGAAGCCUCCUCUUCAGCUGAUGCUGCUAAUUAGUGCCUAUGGCAAGUUUAUAAUAGUUAUGAUAUUAAGAAGUAUGAACUCACAGUUUGGGAAAGGAGUUGUACAAGGUCCUCUUCAAUUUACCCUGUAUUCUGUGGUAUGCUGCGCGGUGGCUGCUGCCGUAGAGAGACGUCGAAUUCACCUGCUUAGAAGGAAUAAUCUACUGGACCUCCCCGACGAUGGCAAGGUUCCCAUGACAGCCGCGUGGCUCUUUUUCCAGAUCUUUUUCGCUGGCAUGAUGGAACCAUUUUCUGAAUACGGCUAUGCUGCCAUCUCGAGUUUUGGGCUCCUAAAUCGACCAAGAGGUACCACGAUUGUUUUGUGGAGGGGGUUACUGGUUUGGGAUUCUUGUGCUCAUCAUUUUUAGUUUAUGUUGUCGGAAAAGUGAGCGAGGCCGGAGGCGGCACAAACUGGUUUCAGUUUACGUUGAACCAAAGUCGCCUCGAUCGCUACUAUUGGGUCUUGACGACUUUGUGUGCUCUCAAUCUAAUAGCGAGCUUCUGCGUGGCUGUGUAUUACGGGAACAAGGAUGACGGGCGGGCAAACAAUGAAAAUUUUAACCACUAUCUUAUGGAUAGACGUCAAAGACGAAGUACACCAGACGAAGAUUUCGAAAAAAUGUGGAACAUUAUAAAGAGUCUAAAGAUAGGCAGCGUUGUCGAGUUUAUAUUACGUCACUACAAAUUAUCUCGUCUUUUGGAUUUGGAUAAUAAUGCACUAACCAUUGUUUGAUA
Molecule: messenger RNA, 1798 nt
Organism: Salvia hispanica
Lineage: Eukaryota; Viridiplantae; Streptophyta; Magnoliopsida; Lamiales; Lamiaceae
Source: RefSeq, a predicted model, not a curated record